CUACAAAUAGAAGAGCUCCAUCAGAGUGAACUGAAGCUAUCCUAAGGAAAAAUUUCAUUGCAUGGAUUGUGUAAACUCACUGAGACUGAAGUAAAGCUGGAAAGGAAUCUACCCGUGAAUAAAACAAGAAGUUUGGAAUUGGAUUUGGGGAAUCUGGGCUUGGAAAUGCCUCAGCCUAGUGUGAGUGGAAUGGACCCUCCUUUUGGGGACGCCUUUCGGAGCCAUGUGUUCUCAGAGCAGACUCUUAUGAGCACGGAUCUCUUGGCAAGCAGUUCAGAUCCAGACUUCAUGUAUGAACUGGACAGAGAAAUGGACUAUCAGCAAAGCUCCAGAGACAACUUACUUUCAAUGGAGGACUGCAAAGACCUUGAGAACCUGGAGUCUUUUACGGACAUCCUGGACAAAGAAGCUGCUCUCACGUCAAAGUGGGAGCAGUGGGACACCUACUGUGAAGACUUAACUAAGUACACUAAAUUAACCAGCUGUGACAUCUGGGGAACAAAAGAGGUGGAUUACCUGGGUCUUGAUGACUUUUCAAGCCCAUACCAAGACGAAGAGGUGAUAAGCAAAACACCGACACUGGCUCAGCUUAACAGUGAAGACUCCCAACCUGUUUCGGAUUCACUCUAUUACCCUGAUUUGCUUUUUAGUGUAAAACAAAACCCUUUAAAUUCUUUGUUACCUGGCAAAAAAAUUGCAACCAGAGCAGCAGCCCCAGUCUGUUCCUCCAAGAACGUUCAGGCUGAGGCACCUUUGUCGGACUAUGUUCAGAAGGCAAGUAAACCUGCAACUCAGCCUGCUUCCAGUACACAAAUCAUGGUGAAGACCAAUGUGUACAAUAAUGAAAAGGUGAACAUUCAUGUUGAAUGUAAAGACUAUGUUAAAAAGGCAAAAGUAAAGAUCAAUCCUUUACCACAGAGCAGACCAGUGCUGAGCCAGACACAUGCUGAUGCAGCAAAGGAAAACACCUGCUAUUGUGGUGCUGUAGCAAAGAGACAAGAAAGAAAAGGAAUGGAGUCCCCACAUAGUCAGAGCACACCUCCUGUUUUGCCUUUUAAAGAGACUCAAGAACUGCUCCUCAGUCCACCCCAGGAAACCCCAGGGCUUGUUGUGGGGGAGAGCAGUCUUUCUGCCAGCACAUCGGUGUCGGAUUCUUCACAGAAGAAAGAAGAGCACAACUAUUCUCUUUUCGUGGCAGACAGUUUGGGUGAACAGUCAGCCAAAGGAGACCCUGAGGAAGAUGAGGAUGAUGAGGAUGAUAUUGAAGAUGAGGACCACGAUGAAGGAUUCGGCAGUGAGCACGAGCUGUCUGAAAACGAUGAUGAGGAAGAAGAUUAUGAGGAUGAUAAAGAUGACGACAUCAGUGAUACGUUCUCAGAACCAGCAGUAACACUUAGUGGGUCUUCAAAGGAUACUGAAUUCCUCUCUUCUGCAUGUAGAAACGGAGCCUUAACAACAGAAAUAAGAACUAACCUUCACCUAGAAGGGUAUGAAAACGAUUCUGUGGAGGAUUUAAAAGAAAUGACUGCAAUAUCCUCUCGGAAAAGAGGCAAGCGAAGAUACUUCUGGGAGUACAGUGAGCAGCUAACGCCAUCGCAACAAGAAAGAAUGCUGAGGCCGUCCGAGUGGAAUCGAGAUACGUUACCAAGUAACAUGUAUCAGAAGAACGGUCUCCAUCAUGGAAAAUAUGCAGCAAAGAAGUCACGGAGGACUGAUGUAGAAGACCUGACUCCCAACCCCAGAAAACUUCUACAGAUCGGUAAUGAACUGAGGAAGCUGAAUAAGGUGAUCAGUGACCUGACACCAGUCAGUGAACUUCCCUUAACUGCCAGACCGAGGUCAAGAAAAGAAAAGAACAAGCUGGCUUCCAGGGCUUGUAGACUAAAAAAGAAAGCCCAGUAUGAAGCCAAUAAAGUAAAACUCUGGGGUCUCAACACGGAAUAUGAUAACUUACUGUUUGUGAUCAACUCCAUUAAACAAGAAAUUGUUAAUCGAGUGCAGGUACCUAAAGAUGAUAGAGGAGUCAACAUGGAACAAAAGUUGAACAUACUUAUUAAAGACACUCUUGGAUUACCUGUAGCUGGGCAGACAUCAGAAUUUGUGAAUCAAGUUUUAGAGAAGACUGCAGAAGGAGACCCCACUGGUGGCCUUGUAGGGCUGCGAAUACCAAUGUCAAAAGUUUAA
Messenger RNA from Tauraco erythrolophus (red-crested turaco), 2184 nucleotides. The record is from RefSeq and is a predicted model, not a curated record. NCBI's taxonomy places the organism in Eukaryota, Metazoa, Chordata, Aves, Musophagiformes, Musophagidae.